AUGGCACAGCCGCCUACCACGAUGAAACCCACCUUUGUUCUUGCCGUCUUGUUCUCCACUCUGGUCACCUGUCUCCCUCAUGCUCGUCGCUAUGACAUUUCGUCGAACACCACUGCAGACUCUUAUGACUACGUCGUCGUUGGUUGCGGUAUCUCCGGCCUCGUCGUCGCCACGAGGCUGAGUGAGGACCCUAACGUCUCUGUCAUAUGCAUCGAAGCUGGCUCUCUCGACCACCACGAAGACAUGAUCGAAAUCCCUGUCUUCAUUGGCGAACAACCACCGGACUUCUACGCCUACAACCUGUUAACCGUCCCACAAUCCCAACUGGACAACCACACACGCAUCCUCCCCAUGGGUAGAGGCGUCGGCGGCGGCAGUCUCAUCAACGGCAUGAUUUGGAACCGCGGUAACCAAGAAGACUUUGACCUGUGGUCCGAAUUGGGAAAUCCAGGCUGGGACUGGAACAGUUUGUUGCCCUAUUUUCAGAAAUCCGAAACGUACACGCCUCGAACCUAUCCAAACCUCACAUACCAGCCCGCGAGCUUUGAUCCGGCCAUCCACGGCUCUUCAGGUCCUCUGCAGGUUAGCUAUCCGGCGUACUACUGGCCGCAAACGGAUGCCUGGUUCACCGCCAUCAAUACCCUUGGUGUUCCACCGUGCGUCGACCCCAACAAGGGCACGUCCGCUGGAGCGUACUUCCUCCCCGUGUCUCUGGAUCCAGCUACCCAGACUCGCAGUGACGCUCGACGUGCGUACCACGAUGCAGCCGCCCAUCGGCCGAAUUACCACAUCCUCACGAACACGCAAGUGGUGCGUGUCAUCUUUAACAACGGUACGACGAAUUCGACACCCGACGGCCGUCAUGAUACCCCGCUGGCCGUUGGCGUGGAGAUGCUCGGCGGUCGUAUUGUAUACACAGGCAGGGAACUCAUCCUUGCCGCCGGCGCCAUUCACACACCCCAGAUCCUUGAGCUCUCUGGCAUCGGCGACGCGAAUGUAUUGUCGGCCCUUAACGUACCGGUCGUCGUGGACCUGCCUGGCGUCGGGAAUAAUCUGCAGGAUCACGCGCUGCUCAGGUUGGAGUACCCUUACCAAAGUUCUAUUCCCAACCCGUCAUGGCUCCUGACAAACUCGACCUUCAACACCAGCGCCGGCGAAGAGUACCUGUCCAGCCGCACCGGCCCAUGGACGUCCAAGCCCAGCACAGCAGUUGCAUUCCCGUCGCUGGCGCAGAUCAAGAACGCGAGCCACGCUCUCGACAUGAUCAGCACGGCUGCUGCCACACAAGACCAAGCCCAAGACCAAGAUCAGUCCUAUCCCUCCACGUACAGAGAAUCCACUAUCCGCGCCGGAUACGAGGCGCAAAUCAGCCUUGUCCUGCAGAACUUACGCUCGAACGACACGCCCGCAUACGAGAUCCUAAAUGACAAUUCAGGAGGAUUGGACAUCGCACUCAUGCGGCCCCUGUCCCGUGGGACAACACACAUUAUCAACAGCCGCGAUCCGACCGUCGCUCCGGCCGUCGACCCACGCUGGCUGAGUCACCCGUUCGAUUUCGAGGUCAUGAUCCUGGCCAUGCAGUUUAACCAGCGGAUCUUGGACACGCCUAGUAUUAGCGCGUUGAUGCCGUCGUAUGAAGAGGACGACAACAUCUCGGGUACUACUAUCCCAGCGUGCCCCGCCAAUAACGCAACGCGGGAACAACUCGAAACCGUGCUGAGACGCGGCGUGAAUACAGAGUACCACUACUCCGGCACGUGUGCGAUGCUGCCGAGGAAUUUGGCCGGCGUGGUCGACAGUGCCCUGCGAGUGUACGGCACACAUGGGCUGAGAGUCGUUGAUACGAGCGUCUACCCCGUGGUUCCGGGGGCGCAUUUGCAAGCUGUGGCCUAUGCGGUCGCCGAGAGAGCGGCGGAUAUCAUUCGCGGACGAAGCCUGACCGGUACGACCGGUUCUACCGGUACCGACACAGCUGAUGACGCGAAAAUGCCGCUGUGA
This is a messenger RNA of Exophiala xenobiotica, 1998 nucleotides long. RefSeq lists its product as uncharacterized. The record is from RefSeq and is a predicted model, not a curated record. Gene Ontology annotation, biological process: secondary metabolite biosynthetic process. Lineage: Eukaryota; Fungi; Ascomycota; Eurotiomycetes; Chaetothyriales; Herpotrichiellaceae. The coding region runs from base 1 to 1998 and encodes 665 amino acids. Gene Ontology annotation, molecular function: flavin adenine dinucleotide binding; oxidoreductase activity, acting on CH-OH group of donors. The transcript has 5 exons.